UAAAGAUAUUAAUGGAUCAAUAUGAUUAUGGUGAAUAAGAUGAUUAAGAUGAUUAUGAUUAUCAAGAUGAAGAAUUUGCAAAUUACUCAGGAUCAAAUUUAAAGAUUUUAAUGGUAAAUAAUAUGAUUAGAAAAAGGUGGCUGAGAAAAAUUCAAUAGCAGAAGCAGUGGCAUAUGCAAUAGGAAAUAAAGUGAGGGCUAAAAAGGGUAGAUAAGCAUUCUUUUACUUCUCUGGAAUGUUUAAAGGAUAGUAAGCAAAUUUUACUGUGACAGCAACAAAUGGACAUUUAUUUUCAAGAGAUUUUCCAAAAGAAUAUGAAAAUUGGGUAUUUUUAAUUAUCAUUUAAGAAUUCAUGUGAUCCUAUAGAGUUAUUUUAAGCAAAGACCAUAAAGAAACCAGCUAAUAAGGCGGGAAUAGGUUUAUUAAAGAAAUGUUCUUCAGGAAUAGAUUAUUUAAUAUUAUGGUUAGAUAAUGAUAGAGAGGGAGAGAAUAUUUGUUUUGAAGUUGAUGAAGUUUGCAAUUCUUAAGGAAGAGCAAAGUAAUAACAUUAAUUAAAUUAUAUUAGAAAAUUAAGAGCAAAGUUUUCAUCGAUAACAUAAACAGAUUUAAGAAAUGCUUAUAAUUAAUUAAAUAGUGGUCCGAAUAUUUUAGAAUCUGAAUCAGUUGAUGCAAGAUAAAUAAUAGAUUUGAAAGUAGGAGUUGCAUUCUCUAGAUUUUAAACUCUUUAUUUUUAAAAAAAGUAUUCAAUGGAUCAAAUGAUAACUUUUGGUCCUUGUCAAACUCCUACUUUAGGGUUUUGUGUAGAGAGACAUGAAGAAAUUGUUAAUUUUAUACCAAAAGCAUUCUAUACAAUUAAAUUAAGUAUAUCAAAUAAUGUUGGUUACAAAUAAGAAGUAGAAUGGCUUGUAUUAAUAUAAUUAAUAAUAGGGAUAAUAAAUCUGGAAAGAAUAAGAAGCAAAAUAGAUCGUACAACAGUUAUAAAAAUGUAAAGAAGGAGAUGUUAUCACUUAAUAAGUUGAAUAAAAAUCAAAACCUAGACCUGAGGGAAUAAAUACAGUAUAAUUAUUGAAAUUUGCUUCAUCUUAUUUGGGUUUAGGACCAUAAUAAGCAAUGCAUGUUGCUGAAAGAUUAUAUUUAAAAGGAUAUAUGAGUUAUCCAAGAACAGAAACAACAGCAUAUCCCUAAGAGUUCCCAACUCAAAGAAUCAUUAAUAAUUUAUAAAAAUAUAAAGAAACUAUUAUAAGUGAGCAUAGCAAAUAUUUAAAAACAUCUGGUCAUUUAAAUCCUAAAUAAGGAGUUGAUAUUGGAGAUCAUCCUCCUAUCACUCCCACUGAAAAUGUACCAUAAGAACUUUAUGGAGAAGAGAAAAGUAUGUAUGAAUAUGUUGUAAAAAUGUUUUUGGCUGCUCAUUCUAAAGAUUGUAAGUAUGAAAAUCAUACAUUAAAAUUUUCUGUCAAUGAAUAAUAAUUCAAAUAUUAAUCUAAAUAUAUUAUAGAUCCAGGAUUCACUAAAGUUGCAAAUUGGUUAGCAAUAACAGAGAAUAAAAGUGAUAUAACUAAGUUUGUGAAUAAUAAAAAAGUUUAAAUAGCAUUUGUUGAAUAUACUUAAGGUUAAACUAGUCCUCCUGAUCAUUUAACAGAAACUGAACUGAUUACUUUAAUGGAUAAAUUUAAAAUAGGAACUGAUGCUUCUAUGGCUACUCAUAUCAAUAAUAUUUGUGAAAGAUAAUAUGUUAAAGUAGAAGGUUAAUCAAGAAAGUUAAAACCAACUGAUUUAGGAUUAUCAUUAGUAAGAGGUUAUAAAAGAAUUGAUUCUGAUCUUGUAGCACCUUAAUUAAGAUCUAAUAUUGAAUCUCAAGUUGAUUAAAUUGCUAAAGGAAAACUUAAAUAUUAAUAAGUUAUAGAUGAAGUCAUUUAAAUUUUUACCAAGAAAUUUAUUCAUUUUAGAGAAAGAAUUAAUGAUUUUUAAUUAAUCUAAUAUCAUUAGUAAGGAAUUAACAGAUAAAUUAAAUAAUCAGAUGAAGAAAUUAUCUUAAGCAGAUGUGGAGAUUGCAAUAGAUAUUUAGUUUAAUCAAAUAAUUCUGCUAUUUGUAAAUAGUGUAUUAAAACAUAUCCUUUAUUACCAGAUUGUAAAUUCAAAACUUAUGGAGCAUAUAGAUGUCCAUUUGAUAAAGUAUUGUAUAUAAUAUAUCUAAUAGUUUGAAUUACUUUUAUGCACCAGCAAUAAAUCUCCUUUUAAUACAACUCUUAUAUGUCCUAAAUGUUUUACCUCUUCACCUCUUGUUACAUCUGAUUAAUGCACUUGUAAUAUAUGUCCUAAUGUUAAUUGUGAAAAAUCUAAAGAAUCUAGAAUGCUUGGAAAAUGCAAAAAUUGCUAAUUUGGAGAACUUAUCUUAGAACCCUUUAUCAGUAAAGGUUAAUAAAUUUGUAUAUCUUGUAAUGAAUGUUGGUGUCUCUAUUAAUUAGUACCUGCUAUUCUCUCUGUUGAACUUAAUAAAAAUUCAUGUCCUCAAUGCUAAGUAUUUAUUCUCUAUUAAUUAGUUAAAAACAUUUAAUUUAACUACUAAAACUAAAGACAAAGAAGAAACUAAAUAUAAUAGUGUUUGUUUAAUGUGUCAUGAAGAAUUAAAUAAAAAAUUGCUCUAUGCUCCUUAUUUAGGAGAAAAAAAGUUUAUGAUAUAACAAAAAAAAAUUGAAUCAAAUAUUAAAUAAGAAGAUGUAAAUAAAGAAACUUUUUCUAAAGGACGUAAAAAAUUCUCAAAAAAUUCCAGAAAAACUGAUAAAAAGGAUGAUGAUAAUUAAUUUACUUAAAAAAAAAAUGACAAUGCUGACUGGGCCACUUUAUUAUUGGCACAAUCUGUGACUAAUAAUAAAUAAAAAUCAAAUUAACCUUUAAAAUAAGAAGAAGACUAAUAAUAAUUAUAAAAAUAAUAAAUUAUUGAACCAGGGUUAGUCUUACUAGAAUAAAAAAAAAAGAGAAAUUGA
Paramecium sonneborni is the source of this 2984-nucleotide messenger RNA. Lineage: Eukaryota; Ciliophora; Oligohymenophorea; Peniculida; Parameciidae. The record is from the annotation of a GenBank genome assembly.